Molecule: messenger RNA, 3783 nt
Organism: Hemiscyllium ocellatum (epaulette shark)
Lineage: Eukaryota; Metazoa; Chordata; Chondrichthyes; Orectolobiformes; Hemiscylliidae
Product: early estrogen-induced gene 1 protein-like
Exons: 12
Coding region: 221-1342 (373 amino acids)
Source: RefSeq, a predicted model, not a curated record
CAGUGCUCGGGCUUUUCCUGAUUGUGACAUUCCUCUCCGCCUCUGUCAGUGAACACACUCCCUUUGCUGGAGAUACAGGCACAUUGGGGGGAAAUAGAGUUCACCCUCCCCAUAAGGUGACUUUAAAGAGAUUGACCUGACCUUUCCAGCCAGGAUCUGUUUGUUUUCCUACCCCCGAGCAGCCAGCUCCGUCUCUGAAGGAGGGGUGGUCCCCUGUUCUAUGGCCUUCCUGAUGAUGAAGAAGAAGAAAUUUAAGUUCCUGGUCAGUCUGACGGUGGUGCAUCUCUCCGCUGUGCCGUUUAUCAACGGGAUCCUGUAUUGCAAGAUCCGCUUGCUGGACGGAGGAUCUUUCAGGGAGGAGUCCACCCGGCAAGAGGUGCAGGAAAAUUGCGUGCAAUGGCGAAAGAAGUCACGGUUCAUGUGCAAGAUGAGUGCCAGCUCAGCCACGGGGGUCUUGGACCCCAGCAUCUGCCGGAUUUCCGUCCGUAAGGAGCUGAAGGGUGGGAAAUCGUUUGUGAAGCUGGGAUUCGUGGACCUGAACCUGGCGGAGUUUGCGGGCUCCGGUUCCACUGCUCGCUGUUACAUCCUGGAGGGUUACGACACCAAGAAAACGCGACAGGACAACUCCAUCCUGAAGGUAUCCAUCAGUCUUCAGCUGUUGUCCGGUGAUCCCUGUUUCAAGACGCCACCCUCCACAGCACAGCCCAUUGAGGUCCUGGGGCGGCAGGAUUCCCUGGCUCCGGACUGCAAGGGAGAUGAUGGUAAAGGGAGCCCUGUGUCAGAGGAUGGCUCUUCCAAACUGUCGAGAUCCAGGUCCUUCCUGGCUGCAGCGGGUGUGGUGGAGGAUUUGGAAAACACUACCCAUGUUGCUCCGGAAGAAAUGAUCCGACAAAGGCAUUCCCGGAAUUCCAGUGCCUGCAGCCAAGUAUCAAAGUUUUCAGGUUACAGCUCCGAGUGCUCCCCCUCCGUCUCCCGCUCUGAGUCGACCCACCGGCGGGAAGACUCCUCCGGGAGCAGCGGCCUCGGGAGCAUGGCUGACGUCCGGGAUCUCGGUCCGGAGAAAUCGACGGUGCCCUUCAGACCACCGCUGCGUUCCGAGCGACUGUCGAGGCGGAAGACCGAAGCAGCAGAGAGCCGGCCCACGCGGGUGGAGGACACGCGGGUGGACGCGGACGACAUCGUGGAGGAGAUUGUCCGGAGUCAGGACUUCAGCCAGUCCAGCAACACGGAGGACAGCGGCCUGCAGCUGUACGUGGGUCGAGAUGGCACAGUCCGACUGGGGGGCGUGCAGAGCGAGAACAGGUGGUGCGACUACAAGCCAGUGGUUAUCGAGAGCCACUGAACUGACCCGGGCGGCGGAUAAUCCUGAUUUUCCUUCCUUCGUGGUGUUCUGUUUGUCUUUGCUGCUCUUCCAGCAUCGCGUGUUCCGAAGGACCGGGAAUUCCUGACUGGGAAAGCCACGGAAAAGGUGGAUGCCAGUGAUCCUUUAUUCUUUUUAAAGGAACAAUAAUUCUUACUGAGAGGACCUAGCCGAAAGAAAUGAAGUGGCCUUGGAUUUCUGGAAUGACUUGGGUUAAACUAGGACAUGUGUAGGGGUGAGGGAAAACUUGGAAUUGUGAACUGGGAUCCAGUCCUGAAUAUGAAUGAAUAUUAAUUAAUAACUGCAUACUAAUAGUUGUAUAUAUUAAUACAUGGCACAUGAUGCUCUGAAGAGUUUGCCGAGGCUUAGACCUGUAGCUUGGCAAUGAUCAUGAACCAUAGCCUUCUAUUUAUUUUGAGGUUUAAGGAGAUGUAGCGGAGGGAACCAUUUAAGUCUUGAAUGUGGGGUUUGAGACAUGUACCAUGUGGUUUUCUAUGAUGCAAGAGAAUUGACCUUUGAAAUCUUUUUAAAAAUUCAAGUCUACUUGCUCGGGAGUGCAGGGCAAGUGGACAUGCCUAAAUGGUUGCAGGGAAUGUGGCUGUAUAUGGGUGACAAUAAAUCUAUGGUGACCUCCCUUUUACUACUUUUGAGCAGUAUUCCAUCUCCAAUACUUGAACAGCUCUAGACAUCUUGGAGGUAAAUGAGGGGAGCGGCCUCUCUCUAGUGCUCCCCGAUGACAUUUCCUCUGUUGUUGGCCAGGGUUAGUGCAUCCCAAGCUUCCAGUUUGUUCCCAAGGGAACUCUGGAUAAUUUGAGAUUUCCCCUUGCAAGUGGCCAUCCUCUCUCGCCCUGCAUUGCAGGGGAGGGGUUUCGCAUUUUCUACCAGGGAGGGCGUUCUUAAGCGGCAGUAGUUACUGAUGGGGUUAACACCGGAUUCUGCGGAAUUUUGAAUUUUAAUUUGGAUCUAGAUAUAUACCCAUUGCCUUCUCUUAUCUCGCUCCUUCUCACUUCCUGUCACCCAUGUCGUUAUCAUGAAUUUGCAAACCAGACCCUGUCGGAAACAGGAAAGGAAAUACAGUUUGUGGGUUUCCCACACCCCCCACCUUUUAUGUUGCAAGCUCAUAGAUUUCUCUUGGAUUUUUUUUUCUGUUUCCAGAAACAUAUGACCGCACCAAUUCCCGAAGCCUAAAUCCUGGAGGGUUUGUUAACGCUCGUUUCAGAUCCCAUGACAGGGUUGAGUGUUUAUUUUUUGGAUUCUGGUGUAACAGGUUUUGAUGGAGCAGGAGAUUGUACAUUCUCUGUCUCUCUCUUUCCUCCUCUCCCUCGCCCAUGUGGAUCUAAUCCUGACAGAGAGGGUCAGUGUGCAGAUUGAGGACUUUAUAAUAAGUGUGAGAAAGGAACUCUGGUGAGUGCCCAUUCUAACCUCCCCAACCCUCCACAUCAAAGUACAGGGAUGCUGGUGUUAAUGCAAUCACUAAUUUAAAAACCAUGACAGCUUAACAACAUCCUCCCUGGUAGAAAAUACCUUCCUUUUGAAGUUUUGUGCCAACUGAAGGUUGUUGAGAAAUCAUUUUGAGAGAUCAGGAUCUUUUGCAUUAGACCACCCAUCAAAGAAGUUAAGAAUAAAUGUAUUCUGAAGUUUUGAAUGAUAUGGUGGAGUGGUGGUUCAGUGUUAUGAUAUUCCCCCUUUUUAACCCAGUAUUUAAGAUUCUUUUUAAUAAGAAAUCCAAUUUACAGCGAUAGUUUUGGGAAUGAUUUUUCAAUCCAGACAGGAGGAGCCAGGUACCUGGGCUCACAUCCUUCCUGGUUUAGUUUGGCUUCUGUGUGUGUGUUCGGUAGUGUGGAGUUCCACUCCAUGCUGUCCCUCCCUUACUCAGUUCCCAAAUAGUUCACAUCUGAAAGGUGGGAUCAGCACUUAGUGUAAUUUUAAACUAGCUUAAAAGUCGAGUCAACCGAGUGAAAGAUGAUAAUUGAGCCUGUUAGACUUUAUUUCAUUCCCCAGUAGCGACAUUUAAAGGUGCCAUUCUGUAAAAUUUUCAGAAAGAAAUUGCAGGGGGAUUUCCUCAUUUUUGAGGAGGAGGCUGGAGUGAAACUUUCUGGGAAACCUCUGGUGUUACUUCCUCUUGCACAAAUAAUAUGAUGAGUUUGAGUGAUUUGUGCACAAUAUUUUGUUUUCUUUCCACUUUAGAGUGUUUGCUGGGGAUCCUUUUUCUUACGGAGAUCGUGGCCCCUUUUAAACAACGUGCAUUUUUAUAUUAAAGCUGUUGAGGAGAUGCAGACUUGAGGUUACUUUCUGCCCUUACCAGUGAAAGUUUUCUAGGUGCUUCUGUACAGUGCUGUUAGUUGAAAUAUUGUAUGAGAGUGGGCUUGUCUAUUUUUUUACAGUGAAUAAUUUUCAAUAAAAUGUGGGUUUUUUAAAAGAAA